Messenger RNA from Plasmodium fragile, 3018 nucleotides. RefSeq lists its product as uncharacterized. The record is from RefSeq and is a predicted model, not a curated record. The transcript has a single exon. NCBI's taxonomy places the organism in Eukaryota, Apicomplexa, Aconoidasida, Haemosporida, Plasmodiidae. Gene Ontology annotation, biological process: intracellular protein transport; vesicle-mediated transport. Bases 1 to 3018 code for a protein of 1005 amino acids.
AUGAACGUGACGGAUGCGCUCAGGCAGCAGGAACGGACCCAACUGCUUAACAUAUUCAAAAGGUUCAAAGGAGAUAAAUGCCUUUUUUUCGAACAGUCCCUGCAUAUCAUUCUCAAUGUGGUCCUACACGAUGAUGAUCUUAAUAAAGAACACAUAGAACAUAUAUUCCUCCUGGACAAUGAAACAGAAAUUAAUGUGAGCAAGCUCGACAAGGUUGAAAAUGUCCUAUUCUUUUUACGCCCCCAUUUUUAUGAAAUAGAAAAUGUCUUUAAGAUAAUUGAAAGGCUUGCAAAAAAUGAAAACGAUAAGUUAGGAGGGGGGCAGCCCAUAGGAGGAAACACUCCCAGGGGGGACGAUAAUCCAGGGGGGGGUAGAAAGUAUGCUCUUGUCUUCAUUCCCUACAUGACUCCCAUGUGUGAAGCGGAAAUCUUAAAGCAUAAUCUUCUUGACAUACACAUUCGUGUCAUUGUCUUUCCUCUGUACUUCUUCCCACUGUACAAGGAUGUCUUCAGCCUCGAGAUAAAGGGACUCUACAAGGAGUAUUACGUGGACGGCGAUUUCACCAACCUCCUAAUGUGUUCCUUCAGCCUUAUGUUUUUACAACACCUCUUUCAUGGAGUCUUCAAAAGUAUAAAAUCCCUGGGACCUUUAUCACACUUCAUAGUAGAGCAAUUAAUACAACUGAGGAAGGAAAUUGUGUCGACCAACUUUGACAUUCAGGCGCCAAACAAAUUUGACGAAGACUUCCUAGACAUAAUGACCAAUUUGCAAAACAUGCAGGAUGUAAGACACUUCCGCGAAUCAGGACAACCACUCGUCAUCCCGGUCAAGUACGCUCUGCAUAAAAUUUUCCUUUCGGAGCGCUCAAGCCGCGACACCCGCUCCACUCGACGCAGGAAAGGCAGCAGCAACAGCAGGGAGACGCUCGAUAAAGGCAACCAGGAAGGGACCGCUUCAGGAAGAGAAACCCCCUCUGGAGGGAAGAAAAAAAAUGGGGCAAAAAAAUCCCAAACGAGCAUGGGCACGGGCACGGACGCAGAGCAGGAGGAAGAAGACGAAGCUGAGGAUGGUAGUGACGGUGAUGAAGAAGAGGGUGGUAGUGAUGGCCGAGAUGAGGUGGAAGACGACGAUGUUGCUGCUCAUGAUAACCGCCAUUUUGAUGACGGUGAGAACAACCAGCACCAUUGCGAUGCGUCAGAGCGAGCGGAACACCCAACGGUGGAACAAACAGCAAUACGAAACGAACAGUCCAUUAAAAGGGAAAUGCCAUCAGAGGAACCACUCUUACAAACGGGAGGAGUGCCAGACGAACAGGCAAAUACCGAUUCUGCAUCGGACCGGUCAAGGAACUCCAAAGAGAGACUCAAAAAAAGAGACACCUCCAACAGUCGUAGGGACGCAAAUACAAGUGCAAGCUCCUUAGGAAAAAGUGUUCUGAACAAGGAGGACGAAAUGAACCCCAGUACAGGGCCUAAAGCAGGGGAGAUAAAGGGACCCGUCAAAGGGGAACCAAGGAAGGGAGCAAACCCACGUUGCCAUCCCUCCAAAGGGAAAACUAAAAGGGUAAUUAAACCAUUGGAGAAGGAAAAAAACGACUCAGAGGAAGAGGCAUGUGCGGUGGACGAAGACUACGAGGAAAGCAGCUCAGCGAGCACGGGGCCUAACUUCAUGGCCAAGGAAGACAAUACAAAUUUCUUAUUAAAAAAAAAUGAAAAACAAAAAAUGGAACGAAAAAAUAAAAGGGAGAAAAACUACCUACAGGAAAAAUUAGGGAUAUCGAAUUUUAAUUUCCUCCUUAACGUGUGUAACAAAAUUGAUACCUGUGUAAUCAUAGAUCGGAAGGUCGACAUGGUGACUCCUUUUUGUACACCCUUCACAUACGAAGGCCUACUAGACCACCUGUUUGGUAUCUCCAAUUUACAAAUAGAAGUACCCAGAUACAUUAUUUUUAAUGAAAUGAAUAAUGCAGGGGCAGAAACCAAAGGGGAAAGAAAAGAAUACGAAAGCCAACAAAACAAACAAGCCCUAAAAAACAUGAUGGUCAGAAUAAAGUUGAAAAACUCUGUAGAUGUUCUGUACAAUGAUAUAAAGGACCUGAGUCCAAACCAAGUAGGGCUAUUCCUUCAUAACAAAGCUAGCGAAAUACAAAAAACAUACAAGGAAAAAGACACACUAAAGGAUAUAGAAGAGAUAAAUAAUUUUUUAAAAAAAAUUAAAGUGAAACAUUUUGAACACAAUUCUUUAUCGACUCAUGUGAAUCUCGCUUCCUUUAUCCUAUCCACAAUGAAAAAGGAAGCCAAUUUUAACAAACUCAAAUUGGAAGACGAAAUAAUUCAAUUGAAUACAACCUCCAAUAGGACCACUUUACAUAACAUCGUUCAACAAAUUCAACUUCUUAUAUACUCCAAUGAAGACAUAUAUGAAGUGUAUCGACUUUUGUGUCUCUUCUCCGUUGUGACAAACGGCUUCAGUGAAACAUUCACAAAUGAACUCAAAAAAGACAUUCUUGAACAUUAUGGCAUAAAUGAACUCACUCGUAUAAAUAAAUUACAUGUUUGUAAUAUUUUAAAACAUCAGUCCAAGCAAAAAUUCAUUUGGAGCCAUCUUAGAAACCACUUCAAUCUACUGUCAAAUGAGCAAAACGAUAUUUCAUACGUUUGCAAUGGGUACGCUCCUCUUUCCGUUAGGCUAAUAGAAUACAUGGGUAUAUUAAAAAACAACAUGCAGGCCUUUCCAGAGAUAUUUAAUCUUUUAAGCGGACCUACCCUCGACAUUGUGCAAAAUGCCGUUGGGUAUGGCAAGUUUGGAGUCGACAAGGGGAAGAACAAGGUGCCCUGGGCGGAAGACGCCGAGGGACAAAAGGACAUUGUCCUGCUCUUCUAUGUGGGAGGCAUCUCCUACGCGGAGAUCGCGGCUAUUCGUAACUUGAAUAGGCACAGCCACACCUACCACUACUUGAUAUUCACCACGGAGGUCAUCAGCUCCAGGCGGCUCCUGCAGGGGCUCGCCGCGCCCUAG